GACGUGCGGCGGGACCCCGGAGCCUCGGCGCGGCUGAGAGGGGCCGGGCGCUCCGCGCUGCCGCCACCCCACCAUGCUCAAGCGCUGCGGCCGCCGCCUGCUGCUGGCGCUGGCGGGCGCGCUGCUUGCCUGCCUGCUGGUGCUCACGGCCGACCCGCCGCCGCCCCCGGUGCCCGCUGAACGCGGUCGGCGCGCGCUGCGCAGCCUGGCGGGCCCCUCGGGGGCGGCCACGGCGCCUGGACUGGAGGCGGCGGCGGCGGUGGCGCCCGGGGCGCCCGUCCGCGAGGUGCACAGUCUGUCCGAGUACUUCAGCCUGCUCACCCGCUCUCGCAGAGACGCGGGCCCACCGCCCGGGGGCGCCUCCCGCCCCGCUGACGGCCGUACGCGGCCCCCGGCCGAGCCGCUGGCCCCACGCGACGUCUUCAUCGCGGUGAAGACCACCAAAAAGUUUCAUCGCGCGCGUCUCGACUUGCUUCUGGAGACGUGGAUCUCGCGCCACGAGGAGAUGACGUUCAUUUUCACGGAUGGGGAGGACGAGGCGCUGGCCACGCGCACGGGCCAUGUGGUCAACACGAACUGCUCGGCCGCCCACAGCCGCCAGGCGCUGUCCUGCAAGAUGGCCGUGGAGUAUGACCGCUUCAUCGAGUCAGGGAGGAAGUGGUUCUGCCACGUGGAUGACGAUAACUACGUGAACGUGCGUGCCCUGCUGAGGCUGCUGGGCAGUUACCCGCACACGCAGGACAUCUACCUGGGCAAGCCCAGCCUGGACAGGCCCAUCCAGGCCACAGAGCGGGUCAGCGAAAACACAGUGCGUCCUGUUCACUUCUGGUUCGCCACCGGUGGGGCUGGCUUCUGCAUCAGCCGAGGGCUGGCCCUGAAGAUGAGCCCCUGGGCCAGCGGAGGCCACUUCAUGAGCACGGCCGAGCGGAUCCGGCUGCCUGACGACUGCACCAUCGGCUACAUCGUGGAGGCGCUGCUGGGCGUGCCCCUGGUGCGCUGUGGGCUCUUCCACUCCCACCUGGAGAAUCUGCAGCAAGUGCCUGCCUCCGAGCUCCACGAGCAGGUGACCCUGAGCUACGGCAUGUUUGAAAACAAGCGGAACGCCGUCCACAUUAAGGGGCCCUUCUCGGUGGAGGCUGACCCGUCGAGGUUCCGCUCCGUCCACUGCCAUCUGUACCCGGACACACCCUGGUGCCCCCGCACUGCCAUCUUCUAGUGGCCGUGGCUGAAACCCCGUCCCCGGGCGCCCCUGGUAUCCAAAGGGCCCGAGGACCUCUGUCGUGCCGCCCCGGUCUGGGCCUUCGAGGCCACCCCGGGGCUGCGCCUGUGUGUGUGCAGCGUAUCCAUCCCUGUAGCAGACUGCUGGGCAGCUCUGCUCUGCCAAGGGGCAGGCAAAGUCCCGCCUGUCUGUCUGUCUGUCCGUGUUCCGCCCCGGAAGGAUUUGUGUGGGAGGUCACUCUGAGGACAGUUCUGUUACCCUUUCGGGGUCUCUGGGCAGCGUGGGGCCCAGGGGCUGCUCUGCAGGGACGUGUGGGCACCGCUCCGUCCUGCUGAGCACAGGCCCGUCGCUGUGGGCACCUGCCCCCCCGGGACUCUGGCUCCCCGCUCAGAGCCCCCAGGACAGCUCCCUGUGUUCUGCGCGAGGAAGCUGGGUUUGGGGGAGUGCCCCUCGCCCCCUCGCGCUGAGCUCCGGCCUGGGUACGACGGCUCCGAGUGACAGCAGCCCCAGCGACCUUGCCGCCGGGUAAAGCGUCCCGGGCAGGGGUCUCCCCUGCUCUCUCAGCCAGCUUCCCUUUGUGACGGGGAGCCAGCUGAGCUUUAAACUCCUCUCCAAAGUAGAGAGAAAGUCGCCCAUAGUGGGUGUGUCUGUAAAUACUGUGACAGUGUUUUUUACUGUGACUGUUUUGUUGAAAGAGGGUGGGUAAAAAGUAGGGUGUUUUUGUCUGUGUUUUCAGGGGCUUGGGGAAGGUGUUAUCUUUUCUGUGGAUCAGAAAAAGCAGAAGCCAAACUUGGGAUAAUCUCUGUUGUUAAAGCUGAUGGAAAUGUCUAACACUCUGUAUUUAUGUGUCAUGGUGUCUGGCCUCUCCCUGCCCGCCUCCUUCACAGAGCCUGUCUCCCAGCCCAGCUCAGCGCACCUGGCCAGUGAGGUGCGCUCUGCUUUCUGUUUUUCUUUCUGCAAGACAUAGCUAGGAAAGUGAACGAUAAGGGAAAAGUUCUCAGGGAAUUGAGGUGUGUUGCUAUGGUGACGUCCUUUGCUGUGAAUAAAGAUGCUCUUUGGGGCAA
Capra hircus (goat) is the source of this 2283-nucleotide messenger RNA. RefSeq names its product LFNG O-fucosylpeptide 3-beta-N-acetylglucosaminyltransferase (gene LFNG). The coding region runs from base 74 to 1216 and encodes 380 amino acids. Lineage: Eukaryota; Metazoa; Chordata; Mammalia; Artiodactyla; Bovidae. Gene Ontology annotation, cellular component: Golgi membrane. Gene Ontology annotation, biological process: regulation of Notch signaling pathway; pattern specification process. The record is from RefSeq and is a predicted model, not a curated record. Gene Ontology annotation, molecular function: O-fucosylpeptide 3-beta-N-acetylglucosaminyltransferase activity. The transcript has 8 exons.